This is a messenger RNA of Nylanderia fulva, 2089 nucleotides long. NCBI's taxonomy places the organism in Eukaryota, Metazoa, Arthropoda, Insecta, Hymenoptera, Formicidae. The record is from RefSeq and is a predicted model, not a curated record.
UCAUCCAGACCUUUGGCGAUCUGUCUAUUAAUCUGUGACCUGAGUAUACUUCUUCUGGUCGUCGGAAGCAGGACAGUGACGCGCGCGCGCGAGACCAGGCUCUCUUGUCCGCGAGAUCUCCCGGAGUGAGGGAACGGGCGAACACAAGGCGGAACGGUGCGGUGGGGCCCCACGCACACACAGUAUGGGCAUAACCUGUCGGACGACGGCACGUCGCAGCGCUCCGAUCCAUCGCGGUGGAGCCCAGGACGGAGCGACUACGUCCGUCAGGUCGCCCUCCGCGCGGUACGUCAUCGCGAUGAUAUGAUCGUCCCCGUCGACGAGAUCGCGUCGAGAGAGAGAAAGAAGAGAGUGAUCAGAACAAGUGUCCGUCAUGUUCCACUAUCUGCAUCUCAGGAGUCGUUUUCUGCAGACCCUGAUCCUCGCGCUCAUCGGCCUGACCUUCUACGCGUAUUAUCGCACCACGGUCUACGAUGUUCAUCAGUACAGCUUGUUACGGAAUACCAGUUUCUCUGUGUACCAAGAAGGCCUGCACGUGCAUACAAAUCUCAGUGUGGAUGCGCGGCUGGCAGCAGCAGCGGUGUCCAGGAAUUCGGACAACGUGUCCGUUAGUCCGUAUGCAGCGCACAACGCGAGUAACAACUCCGGGAUCCUCAUCACGACGCUGUCAACGUCCUCCGGCGCGCAAUCCUCCGCGUCGUCUUCCGCGAGCACGUCGAUCAGCUCGAAGCAAAGUACGAACGAGAAGCCUCAGGUGGCGAAAGUCACCAACGCGACCAAGUCAGCGCCGAUCGCGAUUCGUAAUGAUUUGGCACGGGCCAUAUACGAGGCCGGGCACACGGUACCGAUCGCCGAGCGUUGCCCGAACCUCGGCAAGGACAUGGAAUUGGUGGUGAUCAUCAUGUCCGCGCCGACGCAUCUCGAAGCGCGAACGGCGAUCCGACAGACCUGGGGACACUUCGGCCAGCGCAGAGACAUGAGCGUGCUCUUCAUGCUCGGCACUACUCUGGAUCCUAAGGUCGAGGCGAUCCUCCGGAAAGAGCAGAACAUGUACAACGACGUGAUACGUGGCCGCUUCCUCGAUUCGUACUCGAAUCUCACGCUCAAGACCAUCUCGACGUUGCAGUGGGUGGACACUUACUGUUCCAAGGUGAAAUACCUGCUGAAGACCGACGACGACAUGUUUAUCAACGUGCCGCGGUUGUUGGCGUUCGUGAAUAAACACGCGAAGGACCAUAACGUGAUAUUCGGCCGACUCGCUAGGAAGUGGAAGCCGAUCCGGAAUCGCAAGAGCAAGUACUACGUAUCGCAGACGCAGUUCCAGCAAUCGGUCUUUCCGGACUUCACCACCGGACCAGCGUAUCUGCUGUCUAGCGACACGGUGCGUCGUUUGUACGACGCCGCUCUGAAUCAGACGUACCUGAAGCUGGAGGACGUGUUCACCACGGGCAUCGUCGCGCACAAGCUCGGCAUCAAGCGCUCGCACGCCAACGAGUUCCUGAACAAGCGGAUACAGUACACCGCCUGCAACAUCCAGCGCGGCAUCAGCAUACACAUGGUCAAGUACAGCGAGCAAUUCGAUCUCUGGAAGAAGCUGCUCGACGGCAAGAGCAAGUGCAAGUGAUAAUCACUAGCGGCCAGAGGCCAGAGGCGACGAAGGUCCUUGACGCUUGACCCUGACGAACCAAAUGGUACGAUCGUUACCGCCUUAAUGCGAUUUGAGUGCCCGGUUAAACGCCGACCGGCUGCCGACCAGCAGCCGUCGUCAUUCACCUCAUAUACGUAGUCAUUACACGCGAAAACGCACACGUACACACAUUCGGACUCGAAAGAACUCGAUGACACGCGUAUAAAAGUAUAGUCGGAGAUUGUAUGUCGUGGCUGACGAGAGACUUGGAGAGAUUUUACCGCUUAGAUUUUUACACGACGCACCAAAUGUCUCUCUCACACGACUCAAGCUUUUCCCAGAGGGGUCGAGAAACGAAAGUUGGUGACCUUUGUCUCGAAUAAAUUUUCUCCUAACUGCGAUAAUAUCUUGUGAAAAUUCUAAAGAAUUUUAUUUUAUUAUAGAAUUAAUUGUAAAGUUAUA